Lotus japonicus is the source of this 1389-nucleotide messenger RNA. Its product is annotated as ribosomal RNA-processing protein 7. Gene Ontology annotation, biological process: ribosomal small subunit assembly; rRNA processing. Bases 173 to 1048 code for a protein of 291 amino acids. Lineage: Eukaryota; Viridiplantae; Streptophyta; Magnoliopsida; Fabales; Fabaceae. The record is from RefSeq and is a predicted model, not a curated record. Gene Ontology annotation, cellular component: CURI complex; UTP-C complex. The transcript is spliced from 8 exons.
AGAGAUAAACGGUCUAAGCCCAAAAACUAAAAAAGUAAAGACCUAGCAAAAUUGAAGCAACCGGCCACGCCGUCCUCUCGAUUCGCGUCCGCGACCGAAUCCCUCGGUUCCCGCCGCCGGCCGCCGCACGUCCGGUCAAACCGCCGCUCUCCGUCGAGGUUGAAUUUUCAUUAUGAUGAAAAUGAACAAGGUAAAGCGAGACGCGCGGUCGGAGGAAAAGAAGAAGAAGAAAAGAAGCAGGGAACAAAAUGCUGAUGUUGAACUUGAAACACAUGUUACAUUGAACACUCAAGAGGAUCGUGGAAUGCGCGAUAGAAAAGCAAAUAAGGACAAAGCUUCUACCAACAGAAAAAGAAAGAACAAGGAGAAAAGUCGAGUUGAAAGACAAAUGCCAGUGGGUGAAGAAGUUGAUUUGGUAGAGAAAAAUGAUGGAAUAUUGGACAACUGUCAUUCUAAAUACGAGGAGAUCAAGGACUCUAUGGAGCAUGGAGACUCGGAUAUUGGAGCAUCUGUUGAACCCUGUAGGUCAAAGAAAACCAAGAAGAAAAGAAAAAAGGAGGUUCAAAAUUCACCAGAAAAGGUAGAAGGGCAUCAUCAAGAUGAAGUUCAUAUUAUUUCUUCUGGGGAUGAAGACUGCUCAAAAGGAAUGAAAAAAUGGAUCAUGGAAUACCAUCAAAGUAGACCAGGGUUGGAAACAUUGCAACGUCAAAUUGAUGACUUUAUAACUGCUCAUGAGGAAAAACUUGAGGAGGAAAGAAAAGAAAAAGAAGCCCUUGCUGCAGAUGGGGGAUGGACGGUUGUUGUGCACCAUAAGGGUAGAAAGAAAACUACUGAAUCUGAAAGUGGAAUUGCUGUGGGCUCGGUUGCUCAAGCUGCUGUGGAGAAUAAAAUGUCCAAAAAGAAGCCUAAAGAAGUUGGUUUAGAUUUCUACCGCUUCCAGAAAAAAGAAGCCCAUAGAAAUGAGCUCAUGGAGUUGCAGAGCAAAUUUGAGGAGGAUAAAAAACAUCUUCAGCAGUUGAGAGCUUCCAGGAAAUUUAGACCUUAUUAGACAAGGUUUUUAGCAUACCAUGUCAACAGUAGUGUUUUUGGAUGGAUCGGCCCCCCGGAGGUGGGGCCAUGAAUUCCAGAAGUUGAAUUAUCCCAUUGCCCUCAAAUUAGAAAAAUGUUUCGUUUAUAUUUAAUCGAAAGUAGUUUUAAAUUUAGUGUAGGUGAUAGUUAUUUUGAUUUGAGAUAUAUGAUUUUGCUGGUUCCCUUCAUUGUGCCUGUUUGGCAAGAUUGUUAUAAACUUCACAAUGUCACCUGUUUUUGGAUAUUUAUUUACUUGUAACAUGCAAAUUCAUUAUCAAAAAACAUGCAAAUUCAUGUAAGAAAUUUUGAUAAUUUGAACAA